UUGCACAUACAGUUAGUUCUGCGUUCGUUUAUGAGAACAUAAACACAUUCAACAUGGCGGCUGCGAUAAAAAUUUUAUGCUUGGUUAUUUUACAGAAUCUUGCAAAUGGUCAAUCCUUCACGAAUAACAACUGCAAACAGCCACAUAAAUGUUUGUUACUGCAUUACAACAGCCCACCGGAUCCAAAACUAAAAGGAGCUUUUCUAAAAUGUUCGCACUAUGGACUUAAUGAUAAAUUUGAUCGGAAGAAUGGUAAUUGGAAUUUACAAAGUAAAAAAAAUGAUAUGUUUUGCUCGUAUCGACCUGAUUGUAACUUAGUUUUCGACAAUAAUGAAUCGCAAAUGUGCAUUGGUUCAGACGUGGUUAAUUCGUAUGGCUUGAUGGAAGCACAUAUUUUAACUGUUCGCUACCAACCUUGCAAAGAUAUUAGCGACUGGAGUGCUUGGACAAAGUGUGAAAAGGAUUUACAAUAUCGAUUUACGUUGUGUAACAGCAACAAAGGACAUUUGUAUUCGUAUCAAGUUAGAAUUUGUACAAGUCUUCAAGUAACACCAUCUUCUAAAGCGAAAUCAACAUUCUUAACAACAUCUAUGGCGACUGAAUUUACAAGAACAUCUAUUUCCAUUACACCUAUCUUGACCAAAACGCAUAAAUUGGCGACAUUGCAAUCAACUUUCACCCCAUCCUCUAGCCAAUCAACGCAGGUUCUGCUUACUACAACAUCUAGAGUUUCCAUCACUGCUACCAUCACUACAACACCCUCCUCAUCUGUGCUAGCAUCACCUGUCGUCCCCCCGAAAGCAUAUUGUCCAUCCGAAGCAAUUGGAGAUGUUUCGUACAAAGGAAGAUACAUCUUUCCAAAGACUGCAGUGAACACCAAUGUAUUUAUAUCAUGUCAAUAUGGCUACAUUGAGGACAAAGUGGAGAUGUUUAGGACUUGCUUACUUUCUGCAUUUGGAAAAGCAUUAUGGAGUGAGCUGGAUUUGUCCAAUUGUGCUGCUAAAUCAGCAAUAUCCAACAAAUUGAUAAAGUUAUUGAAGAAACCCAUUACCUCUGAAACAGUACAAAAUGUUACAAAGCAACUAAAGAAUGUCUUGAAGGUUUCGAAACCAAUCGAAGCAUAUCAGGAUAUUGAUAAAAUUAUCAGCAUUAUUGAAAAAUGCGUUCAAAAGGCUGGUGGUGAUGUUACGAUUACGACCAACAUCUUCGACAGUAUCGGUUCUAUACUGAACGUAGAUGACAAGGUGCUAUCUAAAUCCAAAUCAACUAAGUAUAUGUUGAAACUGCUAGAAAGUCUUGCUGAGGAGUUGAUUAAGAAUGGAAAGGAAGUAUCGUUUUCAAGUCCAAAUAUCGCUUUUGGAAACGUACAAGUGAAGUCGGAUAAUAACCUCUGGAUACAGGCUGAGAAAAAGAAUGAUGUUGAAACUUUAUCAUUUGGCAUUGAAGAACCGAAAAAGAAUAUAACUACGUCAAUAAUGCUACCGAAAAACAUUUGGAAGAAAAAAAGCAACCAAGUGUACAGUUUUAGCUUUAAUUCGGAUAAAUUUUUUAAACGAAAUGAAGAUGAUAAAGGGUUGAUAAACAAGAAGAGGAUGAAAGUUGGUAGCAAGGUCAUAUCAGCUUCAAUUUAUAAAAGUGUUGUCGAGAAUUUAAAAGAUGAUAAAAUACAGCUAUCAUUCGAGGUAACAGAUAAAAAUGCUACAUCAUGUGGAUACUGGGAAGAGAAAUCUUCUGUUAAUCAUUGGUCAACAAAAGGUUGCUAUAGGAAGAAAAUUACCCGUUUUGGCAGCAGAAAGAUUGUACACUGUGCAUGUAACCAUUUAACGAAUUUUGCCAUUCUAUUGGCUGUUGAUGAAAAUCGCCAAAUAUUAAAAGAACUCGACAUAAUUAGUUUUAUUGGUUGUUUGAUAUCAAUUACGGCAUUAUUGGUUACAGUAGUAAUUUACACAGCAUUUCGAGAGUUACGAAGAUCUGUUCCACAUCGCAUUCUCAUCAAUCUCUGUUUAUCACUUACUGCAUUACUUGCUAUCUUCAUUGCUGGUGUUGACAAAACCGAGUCAGCAGCGAGUUGUCAUUCAGUGUCAGUUUUGAUUCAUUUUUUUACCGUUUCAACAUUCCUGUGGAUGGCUGUUGAAAGUGUUAGCUUGUACAGAAGUGUUGUGAAGAUAUUCAAGCGAAGAACAAACAAGAAAUUAUUCUUCUGGUGUUGUUUUGCUGCAGCAUGGGGUAUACCAGCAGUUCUGUCAGGAAUUACCAGCUACUUUACUGAAGAACAGUUCAAAGAAGAAAGUAAUUUCUGCGUUAUUAAGGGCAACCUGUUUAUCAUCACAACCUUGUUUCCAGUUUCCUGUAUACUUAUCUUAAAUACACUUUUAUUUGUUCCCAUCAUAAGACAAAUACACGGGCAUUUGAAAAAGAAGGAGAAAUUUCAAACAAAAAAGAAUCCGUGGAGAAGAGUAAGGGUGACGAUCUCCAGCACUGUGAUUCUUGGUUUAACGUGGAUUUUUGGUGUUAUUGCUCUUGGUGACUUAAGGCUAUUGUUUCAAUGGCUUUUUACAUUAUUAAACUCACUACAAGGGUUGUUCAUAUUUGUUUUUCAUGUUAUUCUAAACUAUGAUGUUCAGCAAACAAUUCGCAGGGUAAUGGGAUACAAAUAUAGAAAACAAACAAUGUCUCGAUCAAAAACAAGCACGAUAAGACUGGCCGCAUUAUGAUGAGAGUAAUCGAGAAAAAACUCAUAACUGAGUCAUGGUACACGAUAGAAAAUACAUUGUCCCACUCCUUCUUCGAAGAAAAAUGAUAACUGUAGCACUCCUUCGUUAGAGAAAAACGAUAAACUGGUAUAAACGCACCUGGAUAGAGUUUCAACAAUAUGCGCGCGAUAUAGAUAAACUGAAAGGAACUAUACGGUGUAUCCUCAACAUAUGUAUCAUCUUUUGCUUUUCUGCAUUGAUAUUUUGACAAGAUUAUUAUAUAUCUGUUUUGAGAAGUAUCAUAUUGAAUAGUUUAACCUACUGGAACAUGAUUACCGUAAAUCCUCGAAUAAACGCCCAGGGCGUUUAUUUGAUUUUACUAAUUUUGAGGGAGGGGGCACUGCUAUCAAAUAGGUAUUCAAACUAUAAUUGUUUAAAGAUUGAGGAGAAGUACAAGUCUAUGUAAUGCUGUGUUUCACACAUUUAAGAAUAUACAAGUUGGUUAUAAGGAAAUACGUGACUAUGUGGAAUAACGGGUUUUGCUUCAUGUGGCUAUAUAAGAAGAAUUUGUUGGACCAAAAAGUCACUUGGGCCAAGAGUUAGAAGUACGAAGUGAAGACUAAAGAUUAUUAUCUCAAAAUGAAGUGGCUAGGUUAGUUGGCUUUUCAUUCUUUGUUGUCAAAUUCCUCAAUACCGUUCUAACCGUUUGUUUUGUUAGUUUAAUUUUUAACCUGCCAUUUUAUUUUGGCCUCAGCUUUUCCUGCGCUUCAUGUUCUGUUUAGCCAAUUGAAGAGGCUUUUUGACAAAUGAUUUGAUAUGAACAGUGUAGCAGGAAAACAAGUAAAAUAAGCACAAUAGAGGCAACGU
Messenger RNA from Hydractinia symbiolongicarpus, 3560 nucleotides. Its product is annotated as adhesion G-protein coupled receptor G6-like. Gene Ontology annotation, cellular component: membrane. Gene Ontology annotation, molecular function: G protein-coupled receptor activity. Gene Ontology annotation, biological process: G protein-coupled receptor signaling pathway; cell surface receptor signaling pathway. Bases 54 to 2714 code for a protein of 886 amino acids. The record is from RefSeq and is a predicted model, not a curated record. The transcript has 16 exons. NCBI's taxonomy places the organism in Eukaryota, Metazoa, Cnidaria, Hydrozoa, Anthoathecata, Hydractiniidae.